AUGCCUGAGAAGCGCAAGCAACCGCCGCGCGCCGGACGCGAGCCUGCGGCCAAGCGACGAGCCUCCGAGGCAGCCACCCAGUCUCAGAAGAGAAAGGCACCGACUCCUCGUGUCCCAUCGCCGCCACCACCACCGCCUGAGCCUGUCGAAGCUCCAUUGCCUACAACGAUCAAAGAUGGCGAGGCUGUGCCAGUGGUGCGCGUGCAGCAGCCCAAAAACCUGUCGGACAAGGAGUAUCAGUCAUACGCGGAAAGCGCAGUGCUGCUUACAUCUCUCGAGAGAUCUAAGAAGAAAUGGCUGAGCGAUGGCAUCCUGGUCCGGUACUACACCAAGCCGAAGAAGACGAAGCGCGAACAAAUCGAGAAGAACAACCCGCCCAAGGAUUCAAUGACUAGAAUCGGGCCUUGCGACGUCACAAUUGGACCUCAUCGCUUCGACGCGAUGAUUUACACAGUGAAAGACCCCAACGCGCCACCAGCGAUUCAAUAUGCCCCUCCCCAAAAACAGAUGGUCCACUACGGGCAUCCAAACAACUUCCAGCAAUACCAGCCAUAUCCAGGCAAUCAAAAAAGACCUCCCUACUCCCCUGCAGCUCCCGGUCGCCCUCCACAGGGAUAUCCGGGCACUCAUCCGCCGCCACAGCAGCAACGUGGCCCGAAUCAAACACAGCCUCAGUCGGGACAACGGCCACCGCAAAGUGGACAAUCGGCGCAGCCUGCCAAGCCGAGCCCAGAUCCCGUCAUCCAAAUGCUUGCUACCAGAGCUGCCGCAGAUCCAGAGCUGAAAGCACUUAUGAGAGUGGUGGCGUCUAGCCAGGCCUCGCAGGAGCAGCUUCGUGCUUUCCAGGCCCAUAUCGAUGAACUUAACGCAAUCAUCAAGGCGAGGGAGCAGCAGGAACGUCAACGGAACGCAGCAGCAGCAUCUACACCACCAGCGCCGGCAUUAAAGACAGCAACCCCCGCGUCACAGACGAAGCCAACCCCACCACAACCUGACACUCAGCAAAAACAAGGCUCGGAAACGAAGACCCCGUUGCAAGGAUCGGGCAACACGCCCCAAAAUACCACCGCGGCUCAACCACCGUCAAAGGAGCCCCAGCAGCAAUCGGCGGCAGAACCAAAAGCACCCACACCGGCAUCAGCCAAAAAGCCAGCCGAAGGACCACCUAAAUCCGAAAUUCAACCUCAAACCCCGACACCGACCCAAGGAGGCCCGCCACCAGUACCCAGCGCCACCCAGCACACCCCCACCCCUACGCCGGCUCUGAAACAAGAGCCCGGGACAACUGGGCCAACCAACCCUCAAGCUACUCCAUUAGGCUCAACGCAACCAGCAACAUCAGGUCCAUCGGUUAUUCCUGGUCCUGCUAGCACAUCAGCCUCCAACACAGCAUCACAACCGCAAGCCCCUGCGGGGCAGCCCACUAAAGGUGCCAGCAAUAUUCAACAGCAAACACCCCGACCAGGCCCCCCUUAUCCUCCAUUUCAGCAGCAAUCGCCGUACGGAACACAGCCUCCUCUUCAAUCACGCCCGGCGCAAUACGGCUCUCCUACGCCUUAUUAUCGUCCCCAAGUGCCUGCGGCGCGACCCACACCGACCCCACUCAACUACAAGUCCGUGGUUUUUGAAUUCACUUCUCCGUUGACACCAUAUGGGAGCAGUACCUCUGGUCAUGCUGGCUCGGGCGAUCGUUACUUGUUCCCUGAGCAUUCAAUUCUGGAAUGGAUUUCAAACGAGAAUACCAUUCUAGCUUCUUUCCUCAUUGUGAAGAAAGUAGACCCAGACACGCCAUUCCCAAUCGAGACUGCGCCCGAUGCUGGCUCUGGGCGCGGAAAAGGCAAAGGCACUUCUAAAUCAAAGAAGGCAGCCAAGGGGGAGAAAGCUGCCGAUACGCCCGCUCCUGCCGACACGCCUCAAAAACAAGAGUCCUCUGAUAAGCCAGAUACCAAGCCUGGCCAACCAGGAACGCCUGCUACGGCUGGUGAAAAACCUGACAAUGAUGCAAAUCUCAAGGAAUACUGGCAACCUGUCACAUUCCGCAUUCAUGCCGCCAAUGCCCGGAUCCUAGAGCCUCUAACCCGUGUUGUCAAGCCGGCCGACGAAGUCCGUAAGUACAUGAAUGAGGUCAUGGACCGGGCUGAGCGUGCGCCCGAUGGCUUCCCUGCCCUUCGGCUUCCUCACGAAGAUGCCCGCGAGGCUUUCGAGGCAGAAAGCACUCCCGCUUCUGCGGCAAAUCCCGGUGCUUCUUCACGCAGCCGUCCUUCGAAGGCUGUGGCGAAACUGGCCGAGGAAGAAUCUGAGGUUGAGAGCAAUGUGAUGGAGCCUGAAGAGGAAGAGGAGCUGUUGGAAUUCUAUGGUGCGCCCAUGGGUAUGCCGCCCCUGCGUGUUUAA
This is a messenger RNA of Penicillium canariense, 2391 nucleotides long. RefSeq lists its product as uncharacterized. Gene Ontology annotation, molecular function: ATP-dependent H2AZ histone chaperone activity. The transcript has 2 exons. Gene Ontology annotation, cellular component: Swr1 complex. Lineage: Eukaryota; Fungi; Ascomycota; Eurotiomycetes; Eurotiales; Aspergillaceae. The record is from RefSeq and is a predicted model, not a curated record. Gene Ontology annotation, biological process: chromatin remodeling. The coding region runs from base 1 to 2391 and encodes 796 amino acids.